AUGCCCGUGGAUUUGAAACCAAUGCGCUAUGCACACAGCGAAGGACAUACUGAUGUUUGCUAUGACGAUAAUGGCAGGUUAGCAGCUUUUUAUUGUUGAAAAUUUAAAUAUAUAGUACAUGUUUUUAUUCGGCUAUAAACAAUAUAAAAAUGUUUAUAAUUUGUAAGGUUUAAAGCUUCUAUUUUGAUUUAUCACGGCUAAUUAAAUAACUUAAUUUAUAACUGUUUGCUGGAAGAUUUAUUGUACUGCAAAAAAAGUUGUGUAGACUUUUCAAUUACAUAUAAAAUUAUAUAACUUUUAGGGGCUGUCAACAAAUAGAUUUCGUCCUAAACUUUAAACUCAACCUUUCUUAAUUAAUCUUUAAAUUAAUAUCCUUUCUCAUUGCCAACCAGGUUUUUUUCAAAGAGAUAAAGCAGUAUUUGUCCCAGAUGUUUCUCUUUCUGCUAUGAAACAGAACAAAUCUGCAUAUUUGUGGACAAAACCUAUUUAUGACUGAGGACAGUAUUAAAAGCCUCUUUACAGACAUGUUUCUAUAAUCUAUUACUGACAGUUUGAAAUAUCCCAAUGUUUAUAAUUCUUAAGAACUGUUUUUAUCUAGAUACUUAGUAACAUGUGGUUCUGAUGGUGAUGUUCGUAUCUACGAUGGAUUUGACGAUGACGAUCCUGAAUCAUUCAGAGCUGGUGAAAACGUAACUGCUGUCACGUUCAAGGUACAUUUGCUGGCUAUAUGGCUCAGAGACCGAUACAUUCAAGAGAUGCACCUCAAUUCAAUGGAGAGUUUUAACAAUUAUGUGUAAACGAUUUGUGCCAGUUAUUUUAAAAGUGUUGUUGUCAUCUGACUAGCAAUACAGCAGUGUAGAUUUAAUAAUGAUUUUGUAGUUGGAAAUUCAAGGGGAAAUUUUAUACAAUUCGAGGCCCUCUGGCAGGAAUCGAACCAGUAGCCCUGCAAUUCUCGUGCAGUGCUCUGAGCUACAGAGAGAUAGUUGUCAAGCUCUAUGUUUCUUUUUUAGAAUGAGAGGAUAGUAACUGGAGCAGAUAAUGCUGUGCAGAUUUACACAUUCCCAAAUGUAUGUGCUUUAAUUCAAUAACUGUUUCUACAUUCUCAAGAAUUUGCUAAAUUACAGCCAGCAUUAAGAGGUUGAUAAAUACUUCCAUUUUUCUUAGGGUUCUCCAGAUGGCAUGAUAACAAGGUUUACUGCUUCAAUCAACUCCAUCUGUUACAGUCAAUCUGGAAAGUAUUUAGCUGCGGGUGCCAGGUGAAUGUGCUAAUUGUGUUCAGGAAUCUAUUGGGAGAACAGUUUUGAUUCCUUUGGCCAUUCAGUGGUUAUGUACCCAUUUUAUCAUUUUAGUCUAGCCGACUAAUGUCAGAUGAUUUUAAUUGUCAAGGGGAGAGUGCAGCCACUCAAUGGGUUAAUCAGACUGCAUCCUGUUGACCCUUUAAGUGACAAAGUUCCGUACUUCACUAUUUCAACCUGUCUACAGUAUGCUCCCAUUCAAUUGAUUAAUAUUUACAUUUUUUCUUACUGUAGUGAUUUUAAUAUCAAAGUGGUUCAAGUGAGCGAUAGCAGCCAUAAAUCUCUAAAAGGACACGAAGCACCAAUUUUAAGUGUGACAUUAGAUCCUGAUGAAGAAUUCUUGGUAACUAUGUCAUUCUGUAUAUUACUUAUUGAUUUCUUGCUCAAAUCUUACCAGGACUAUUGUAGUUCAUUUACGAUGAUACCAAAGCAUUUGUGAAGGAAAUUGUUUACAGGUUGUUAAAAUUAAUUGAAAACUUGCCAUUUACGGUACUGUAAAUAUAUCUCGCAACAAAUGUGAACCAUGCUUGCCUUAGGAUUUAUUAAUUUUCAUUUGAAAGGCAUCUUCCAGUUGUGAUGGCACAGUAAAAGUUUGGGAUUGGAAAGAACAGGUGAAUCUAAAGACUUACUAUAAAAUUUGUAAAAAAUCUUGUAUGGUACUUAAUUUACUUAUGACUCUAUAGAUCACAACAUUUUUGUCGGUACAUUUCUAGAAAUGUUUGAAGUCUCUGAACUUGCUUCCCAAGAAUAAUGAUAUAAGGUGCUUACUUGUUUAUUAUAAGUAUGGUUGAGUAUGGUACAUUAUUAUGUACUCCAUGUAGUAAAGCAUAGCAUAAUUGUUUUGUAUUUUUCAUGUAUUUAGCACAUCCAAAAGUCUCUGUCGACUUGCAUUUCAACCCAAGGGAAAGAAAUAUUUGGCUGUUCCAGUUGAUAAAGAAGUCAAGGUUAUUUUAAUUAUUUCUUGUUCUACCAACACAGACACUAUAACACAUCUGUCAUGUACUGUACCAUCCAAUCUACAAUUUGGAUAUUCUUCCCUCUGAUGAUGAUGGUGGUAGGGUGGUGGUGAUCAGAGAUUCGUUUUUAAAUGCCAGAACAUCGUUUUCAAAUGCCAGAACUCCCUUUUCAAAUGUCAGAACUUCCUUUUCAAAUGCCAGAACUCCCUUUUAAAAAACCAGAACUCCCUUUACAAAUGCCAAAACUCAGUUUUCAAAUGCAGACCUCCCUUUUCAAAUGCCAGAACUCGCUUUUCAAAUGCCAGAAGUAUACCUUUUCAAAUGCCAGAACUCCCUUUUCAAAUGCCAAAACUCAGUUUUGAAAUGCCAGACCUCCCUUUUCAAAUGCCAAAACUCAGUUUUCAAAUGCCAAAAACUCCCUUUCCAAAUGCCAGAACCCCAUUUUCAAAUGCCAGAAUUCCCUUUUCAAAUACCAGACCUCCCUUUUCGAAUGCCAGAACUCCCUUUCAAAUGCCAGAAGUACCUUUUCAAAUGGUUGACAAACAUUCCUUGAAUUUAAAACCAUGGUCAGCUAGAACACUACACACUGGUGGUGGUAGUGAUGGUGGUUGUAGUGGUGAUGGUUUUGGAGAUGAUCAUUUGCUUUCUUUUGUACAGAUAUAUGAAAGAGGCACUUGGAACAAUAUUUUUAGUUUAAAAGAUGGUGAUGGUAGCUCAGAGGUAACCUACUCAUUUCACAAGUAUAUAUUUACACUUUUUACAUGAUUCUAAAUUGAAAGUUUUUCCAUGUAGUCUAUUUCUAUUGCCAAGUGGUCGCCAUCUGGAAAUUAUUUAGCAACAGCAAGUGUCAAUGGAGAGAUACUUAUUUGGUCUAUUAAAACUAAACAAGUCAUUGAGAGGUACAGUAAUGUUAACCGCAAAGCAGAAUUUCUGUAUUUCAGUUGUUUUUGAUAACUUCAAUCAGUCAAUCCUUUUUUUUUCAAGGACACAACAUGAUAAAUCCCUAGCAAUCACAUGUCUUGUGUGGAAUCCAAAAAUGAACGGUGAAAUAGCUUACACAGAUAACCAAGUGAGUUGGAGUUUCUGAUUUUUCAUACAAGUUGCUGCAAAACUCAGGACCUGCGAAUUAAUUGGUGAAUUUUUCUGUUUAGGGUCAACUGGGUGUUUGUAGCGAUGUUUUACCAACUAAUUCAGCUCCUGCAAUGAAGGUAAUUGCUGUCUACGAUAAUCAAUACAGCGUGUUCAAAACAUUUGCUUUUAUAUAAACUAGAGCAAGCUACAGUAUAACCGCUUCAUUCAUUGGAUACGUAGCUCUGUCAGUUCUUAGAACUUCUUAACGGUAUGCAUCGGAUCACAUCGAGGAUUUGAGGGCGUUGCGCUUUUCCUCAUAACGUUGCAGUUUGUAAAUUCUUAACUAUUAGAAGUCGUUUACUCGUCUGCAAACAAGAGAAAAACCAAGAAUAUUAUAUCAAAAUUAAUUUGCCUGAACAGAAAGUUAAGAGCGUGGACUCGUUGGAUAUGACGGCGGACGACUUAGGAAAUGACGAAAUGAGAUGAGUACUUUGACUCAAAUUUAUUCCCAUUUACUCCUGUAGUAAUACUGGACAUAAGAGAACAGCUCAUAGUAGAACUGAUAGAGCUAUCUGCAGUGUAAGUACAGUUAGUUUAGCAUUUAUAUUAUUUUGUCGAAACAGAAAGCUCAGAAUAUGGAUCCGUUAGAUAUGAUGGCAGAUGACUUGGGAGACGAUGCAAGUGAAACAGGAAGUCUGUUAGGAGUGAAGAAACGAAGUCGAGUCAAGAAUUCUUGGUUUGAUGAUGAAGCUGAUGAUGAUGAUGGUGAAGUGGGAGAACAAGGUGGUGAUGAAGAUGAUGAGAAUACCACAGGUAAAGCUUACUGUACAGCGUGUCCAUGGGCUUUGAAAAUCCUGGAAAGUCCUUGAACUGGAAAAAAAUUCCAGAACUGGAAAGUCCUUAAAAAUCAGUAGAAGCUGUGCCAACAUUAGUGAUUUUGAUCAAAAUUACUGAAUAAAGUUACAGUAAUUAUUUCCGUGCCAUUUUUAAAGAUUGUUCCCAGUUCUAGGUUCUUGAAUUUACUGAAAAGGGGCCUUGAAAGUCCUGGAAAAGUCCUUGAAUUUCACCUUCACCAAAUGGUGCACACCCUAACUGUAUAACUGGUCGUAUCUUUUUAACUAAAGUAAACCCUUGCCCCUAUUUCUGAUACGAACUUGGAAUAACGACUGGAAGUCAGUUUUCCCAAUUUACAGUUUCAGUUUUCCCAUUGUGUAACUAGCCGGAAGUAUUCUCAGACAAAACAGUCUUUGAUUUAUAAUCCUAACCCUAUUUGUACACGAAACAACGAUAUUACGCUGAAUUACUGACGGAACUUUGGAACGUCUACAUAAAUUAACGUAUGAGUUUAUUCGAUAUUAAACUCUGGAAAAAUUAGCGUUUAGCAUAUAGUAAUUUCCCGUUUGUAAUCUAAAAUGACUGAAAAUUGCAAAUUUCGAAAGGCUAUAUUAUCCGCAUUUUACGACAUUUCGCAACGAAACUUUGGAAUAUUACUAAUUUUGUGAUGCUCUUUCAAGCUGUGAUGAAAUUUUUGUCUAGAUCAAAAUUUAGUCUAUUACGCAAGUGGUCAAUUAAAAUGGUACUAUAGUACAGAUAUGAUGUUUUUAGAUCUUGGUAAAAUCAAAGCAGAAUUGGCAGGACCAAUGGGACUGGAUACCGAAGAUAAUCCAUUGCAAGAUGAUGCUAAGAGUGAGACAACGGAAACGAAUAUCAGACCAGUUGUUAUACAACAACCACUAACUAUACAGCAACAACCAUUUCAACCUGGAUCUACACCUGUACAUCUUAUGCAGAGGUUUAUGGUGAGAUUCAUUUGUACGGAUUUUACUCUAGAAAAGACCCAGAUCAGAAAAGUAUAGAUAAUUAAUGUUAACUACAGUUAGUGCGAAAGUUAGCCAAUCAACUAUUUAACUACAAAAUAGUGAUUAAAAAGUAGUUAAGUGUUUUCUUACAACCGGCUUCGCUAUGUGGGUAGAACAAGUGCGAGUGAUUUACGGUUGAAAAGUUUAAAACUGUAUUUGAUUCAAGGUUUGGAACAAUAUUGGCAUUGUACGAUGUCAUUCCGAUGAAGAACCAGCAUCAAUUGAUAUCGAGUUUCAUGACAGUAGUCUACAUCACUCUAUGAAUAUCAUCAAUCACAUGAACCAUACUAUAGCAGCAUUAUCUGACACGGCUGUAUUGCUUGCUUGUCAAGCUAGUGAAGAAUUACCAAGGUAUGUGUUCAAAUUAUGGUGUGCUUUCUGUAUCAUGCAGUGCCUUUUUGUUGAUAUAUUUGUUGCACUAAGCAUUACUGUUGACUAUUUCUUCUAAACUUUAGUAAGCUGUUGUGUCUCCAUUUUGGAACAUGGGACCGUUCAAAAGAAUGGAGCGUUUCAAUGCCACAAGGAGAAGAUAUUAUGGUUAGUAAGACACGAUGUAAUUUGCUAAUGCUAUUUCUGGACCUUUUAAUCGCAGUGGUUCCCAAUUGACAUUGCACUUUGUACAGUACGUAGGCGCUGUUUCAUCCGACCCGAUCGUAGGAUCCUUACAAGAUCCUAACAUGAUCUUGCUAGAAUACUGUACUUAUGCGAUCAUAUUAAGGUCGUACUUAAGAAUUCUACCACGGGAGGUACAAGUUCAGUUAUCCUCCUGUCCGAAAUGGUUACAACAAAGGCCCUAGGUUAGGGUUGGGGGUGGGCUAGGUUAUGCAUUAGUGAUAUUGUGUCGGGUGAAUAGCAUUUUGCUGUCGGGUAUAAAAUGAAUGUCGAUCUGUCCCAAUGCCACAUUAUUGCUAUAUCAUCAAUUUUGUACAGGCUGUUGCUGUGGGCAGUACCUGGGCUGCUGUGGUGACCAAUCAAGAUUUGCUCCGUAUAUUUACAAUCGGUGGUCUUCAAACAGCACUAGUCUCUCUGCCUGGUCCCGUUGUCUGUAUGUCAGGCCAUGGCAGUCAGUUAAUUGCCGUGUAUCAUAACGGGAUGGGGCUGCCUGGAUCCCAGUGUUUGGCUGUCAAGCUUAUUGAUCUCGAUACCAGUACACAAGUUAUUGCUGACCAGAGGUUACCAUUGUCACCUAAAGCAAAUCUCUCGUGGCUGGGGUAAGAGAAUAGUAAUUAGCCGCCAUGGUUUGUGCCUGAAUACACGUUAGAGAUUUAAACGCCUUUACUCUUGCAGAAAACGUUGAUGUAAUUCACGAACCCCGGCAGUUUAUUGUAGACCACCACCUACACUUGACCCAAUGUUUCAAAUAUUGGAACACCAAAAAUGCCGAUAUUUGAAUGCUCCAACUUCGCAAAUUUAUUUUGCCACGUUCUAAUUGCAAUUAGAUUUAAGAGUAGGAAGAAGCUUGAGCUUUUAAAUCGUUGCUUGUGUAGAUUUUCACUGGAAGGGACUCCGGCGUCCGUGGACUCUCUUGGUAUCGUUCGUCUGUUGAAUCGUUCCCUGGGCAAUACAUGGAGCGUUGUAGCUAACACAAAAAUUCAGGUAAUUCUUCUUUUACCAGUGCCUAAGGUCUCGACUAUCCAGCCUCACUGAUGCGUUUUUUUUGUUCUAGGGAAUUGGCUAAGUUUCUUUGUUUCGUUGUAGGUGAAACGAGCAUCGGAUAACUACUGGGUUGUUGGUCUCACAGAAACGUCAGAACAAAUCAGGUUGGUUAUUGAAAUUGACUAUGACAUUCCCGCAUAAUCAGAGGCGGUGAGGCUCGUCAAGAUACCAUGAGAUUUUUCGUUGGGCCUCGAGUACUUGUGCACGAAUUGGGCCUCUUAUAAAGUACAGUAUGACCUUUUGGUGUCAUUCUCCCGACACCUUUCAUAAGGCAAGGUACGGCUGCAUUCAAUCUGGCCUCGAAGAUCUCUGUCGAAUAGUUCUUUUUAGGUGUGUUCUGUGUACCGGGUCGACUUAUCCUCCUACCUUACCCCGUCCUCUCGUGAGUACGUUACCGCUUCAAAUGGCAGUGUGUGAAGUGGGCACGGAGAAAGGACAGUUAGAGGUAAACUAGACUAACUUUAUUUAUACUAGAUAGUUCUAUCAGUUCUAAACCGUCCUCCCUCGUGGUCAAAUAAGGGUCUUCUCUUGUUGGUCCACUGUUGCUACAAGAGAAAACCUAAACUAAAUUUGACUAAUUUUAUUUAUACUGGGUAGCACUAUCAGUUCCGAAGAUGGAACAGUAAGGAUCAUCUCUUAUUUGUCCGGUGUUGGUACAGCGGGAGUACCGGGAGAGAACCUGUGGUGCUUGGUAGAGUUAAAUAAACACUUUGCAAAUUAUAAACAAAAACUGCAUAUUACAAGAUUAAAACCCCAGUCGAAGUGGUGAAAGGCACACGGUCUAAAUAGUCGAAUACAGUAUGUACAAAUAGUUAAAUAUCACAACUCGAAAGAGAACAAUUUUGUAAUUGUUGUAUUUAGGAGAAUCACCUGCGAUCACGUUUAUUAAUGAAUAGACUGGAGUAUGAUAAAGAACGAGGCAUUCCUUUGGAGGAGAACCUGUAUGAACAAAGUCAAACUGAAAUCAAACAAUUACUUAUGAAACUUUUUGCCGUAAGUUCAAUUUAUCGUAGUUUUGGAUAUCCGGAAUAGUUGCAGUCAUGGGAUUGUCAAAACAAUGGGAAGACAACGGAUCAUUCCGACCACUAAAUUGUGACGGCACAAUUAUGAAGUUAGGGCACCAUUUAUUUCGAUUGCAUAUGUUCUCUGGCAAAAUAAGCGUAGUGUAUUUCUUUGUUCCAUGAGCACUAGAGUGAAACUAAUAACUUCGACACAAAAGAAGUGCUACGAUUUGAAGUCGAAAACGGCCUUUAAAAAGCAAAUUGUGGUUGUUUUUUUUUUAGUUGUCAUGUAAAACCGACCGUGAUUUCAGAGCAAUGGAAGUUUGUGAACUCCUGCCUGAUGCCUAUUCGGUGAGUAAGGAUACUUUUUUAACGACUAUAAAAAACUGAUCAUAUCAGGGAUGGAUUAACUGGGGAUCAUAUCAGGGAUGGAUUCACGCACUCACUCACCCCCCUCCCCUACCCCUUGCCAGAGGGGGGGGGGGUACAAGGGGGUGCUAUUUUUCAUGAUAAAGCUAAAGACAAAAAGAGAGUAAUUUGAGUAAUAACAUGAUAAUAAGCGAACUGUGAACAACAAUUAUAGUUCAAAAUCCAGUAGUCAAGCAAGUACUGCUGUAUGUUGAUAAGUGGACGGCGCAUGUGACCGACCCACCAGGUCAUGCUGGAUCCAUCUCUGGAUCAUAUCUGUGUACAACCUUAUUGCCUUUCAAUACAGGUAAGCUUAGCAAUCAAGUAUGCUUCCCGGAACCGCCGUAUGAACUUAGCUCAAAGACUUGAUGAACUUGCUCAACGUAAGGCAGAGGAGGAAGCAGCUGCCGAACAAGAGGAGGACGGAGUUGAGAAUGGAUAUGAAGAUGAUAUUGUGGAAUCAAGACAAAGUGUUGAACAUGGAUCUCAUGGCAGGUCAAGGAGUAUUGGGCGAGGAAAUAAAAUGAAGAAUACUCAAGGUAAUAUGGAAACACAAGAUGAUGAGGAGGAAGAAGAUAUGGAGGAAGGACAACAGGAAGAUGUUGAAGAUGAUGCUGAAGGUAACACUUGUUGGUUUUCGUUGAUUCUGUAGGAAUCAAUGUUUAUAAAGAAAGCUUCGGAUUGAUAGGGAUACAACAACUUGAAAAAUUCCCGACUUCCUUACUAACUCCCCGACGAAGGGCCUUCGCUCGAAACGUCGAAGUUCUCCUUGUAUAUUUCAGACAGUUGCAUCCUUAUAAUUCCAAAAUCCAAAGUUUAAUAGCUACACUGGCACGGACUGUUCAGUGUUUAUAGUUGAAGUUAUAAGUUUAAAUAUUGUAAGAUAUUUGGUCGAAACACUUUUUUUCGACGUUUUCAUAGUAUUACUUUGUAUUGCUAAAACAGAGAACAGUGCAGAAGUUGUUGAAUCAAAAACGGCCGUCGCAUCCAGGCCAAGUCUCGGUGCUCUGCCUAAACGACACAGCUAUGAUCCGGUGUAUAGUCAGGACACACCACAGAGAAGCAAUCCAUUUAAAGUAACCAAAGAAAAACCUACAACACAUGGCAAUGGAGGAUUCUUUGAAAAUGUUGAGAAAGAGAAGCAGAUUCUAGCCAAAAAAGCUGCUGAAAAAUCACGUAAGUGCAGGUUUUGUUUUCGUGGAAUUGUCCCAUUGAAUACUGAGUUCAUUAUUCAAACAGAUUGAGGUGUUAAUACUGGACCGUUAAGGAAUGGACCAACUAGUGUACCACCAACAUUCUCAAGGACUGUUUAUGAUUUCUUUUCCAGCGUCUUCUGAAACAAAGAAGUCCAAGGGAGGUAAACAGAUGACAUUGUUCAGUAAGAAGAAACAGAAAGAAGAUAAAAAACAGGAAAAAGCAGAGGAGAAGCAAACCGAAGCCAAACCAAGUAAACCAAAGUAAGUCAUGGAGGGAAACAAAUACACCUGACUUGUUUCCCGUCCGAUUGCUAGAACAAGGAUGAUUCGAUGUACUCGUGUAUACAGCUGCCUAGAAAAACCUUCGUCUAAACUGGAUUCUGGACAAGUUACUCGUGUCAACCACUGAUCAUGGAAAAUUUUCUCGUCUUACUGAUACAAGGGAUUCUCCAUUUUCAUGAGCCGGAAAAUGGUUUUAAAACGCCGAACUAUAGUCCCAUUAUAUCAUCAUCCCUAAGAUUCAGCAUUUAAGAGUAUACGCUCUGACCGAAAAUAGGGGCGCUUUCCAUUUAAUGGCCUGACUGGUGAGACCCGAAUUCUUUUCUCUGUAUCAAUGGAAAGAUCUGGUCUAUGUUUCUCAAAUAUCUAGCGAAAAUGGACCUCAUUCUAAUGUUAUCUAAAUUUUCCGGUCAGAUAGGUCCGAAGCCCAAAUGUUUUGUGUUUCAUUCAACAAUUUGACCGGUCUGGCCGUGUUAAUGGAAAGUGCCCUGGGGUACUCUCUAAAUAUAUCUAUAUGCUUUGUGAAAAUGUUGAUUAUUAUAAACGACGCAAUGAAAUUAUAAAUAAUUAUAAAUAGAUCCAAUGAAAGUCGUCAUUCGGAGAGGCUGCUAGUAUUUUGUUUUGUUUUUACCUUCAUGAACAGGUUUAUGACCAGUGUUUCUCUUAUUGCAGAAAAAAUGCGUUCCAUUGUUGGCUCGAGAACAUGAAACCUCUUUUCCAAGAAGAGAACCCAGAUUUAUCCGACGGUGAAAUCAUGAAGCUUGCGAUGAAACAAUGGCGUGAAACACCCAAGGAAGAAAAACAGGUUUGGGAAAAGACUGCUAAAGGUAAUGUAAGUACAGUGAAAAAUGAAGUGAAGGAAAGUGGACAAGGGGAUGACAGUGAAGUAGGUGAGAAAAAAAGAAAGAGACUUGAGGAGGAAGGUGAGGAGAGGAAAUCUGAGUCUAGCCUGGAAGAGAAAGAAAACAUUUCGAAAAAAGUUAAAACAUUCGAUAAGCAAAAAGUAAACUCGAAACUUGCAGGAUUCGCUUUCAGUAAAUAAUGCUCGCUUAGUUCUCCGGGUAUUCUGCGUUCAGUGGGAAAACACAAACAACUGAUCCGUUAGUUAACAAACAGCCGUUAGUUAAUAAUGCCGAUUGCCAAAAUGUACAGCGUAAAUUAUCGAAAGCAGAAGAUCUGGGUUUUUAGCAAUGCGCAAAAUUUGGUUCUCACGUAAAGAACUCGUUCGUCGGAAUGCGAAAAAUCCGAAACAAAAGGCUUUGUCCGACUUUCGCUCAGACUUGCAGAGUGAAAAAUUUCUUUCCCAUAGUUAACUCUUAAUGCGUAGACAUUGGACAGAUAAUUUUUCAACACAACAUAAAUUGAUAUAAUAUGAAUACUUUAUCAUAGGUAAUACUCUAUUUUAGUUUGUGUUGUAUAAAAGUUAACAAUAAAACACUGGGUUAUGCAAUUAGUUUAUCUAUGAUACAAGCAAAUCUGACAUUAAUGUAAAAACAGUCGGACAGACAGUUUUAAUACUCCUUAAUCGAGUUCUUAUUGAAGAUAAAAGCAACUUAAUUUUAGCAAUAUGUGUUCUCAUGACGUCAUCCUCUCAAAACAAUGAUGUCAUCCAGUUCUCAAACAAUGACAUCAUACAGUUACUUAGUGGGGGUCGAGAAGUCCUCUCCUUCGUGUUUCAACAGCCAUUGUUUCUUAUCCACACCACUGCUAUAGUUUCCCAUUUCACCACUGGCAUUGAUCACACGAUGACAAGGCACAAAUAUCGUGAACGGGUUAGUCUUCAUUGCUUGUCCUACUGCCCUAGCUGCUUUGGGACUACCGCAUAACUUGGCCAAUUCCCCGUAACUUAUAGUCUGUCCCGGACCAAUCCGAUCUUUCAAGACGUUCCAAACUUUGCACAUAAAUGCUUUGCCGUUGUGUGCUUCCAUGUCCAGGGUUGGAAAUUUCAUGGAUUUCGUUUCAUUUGGGUCUCUGAAGUACGCCUCGAACCAUUUAACUGCAAGUUGUAGGUUCUCGUUAUUUGGAUUAUUUACACUUGAGGUUUUGUCCGGAUCUUUUGUAAAUUUAACACCCUUUAUUCCUUUGUUGUUGUAUGUAAUUCUUAUGUGGCCAAGUGGGCUAUCAACUAUGUGCACUUCUUCCAUUCUAUGUAGCUGUAUUAUAAUCACUGCUAGAAAUAGGCGAGCGUAUCCAAAACAAACACACGUGCUUAUUUGUACAUUUAAACAUCGCGU
This is a messenger RNA of Paramuricea clavata, 11955 nucleotides long. NCBI's taxonomy places the organism in Eukaryota, Metazoa, Cnidaria, Anthozoa, Malacalcyonacea, Plexauridae. The record is from the annotation of a GenBank genome assembly.